CGGGCCCGCGCCCUCCGCGGGGCAGGGAUGCAUCAUGGCCACGCUGGCUUGUCGCGUGCAGUUCCUGGACGACACGGACCCUUUCAACAGCACCAACUUCCCGGAGCCCAGCCGGCCGCCGCUGUUCACGUUCCGCGAGGACCUCGCGCUCGGCACCCAGCUGGCCGGGCUCCACCGGCUGCUGCGGGCGCCGCACAAGGUACGCGCGGCGGGGCCGCCGCUCUGGGCACGCCGCGGGGGUCAGGCGCCGCCAGCGGGCUCAGUCCCCGGUGCGUGUGGGGGCACGAGUGCCCGUGGGCAGAGCGACCCUCCCGGGCGGGCGGGCGGGAAGGACAGCUCCGCGCCCCGACCCGGGUCUGCGGGCGAGCGCGGCCGAGCAGAGAUGAAGGAAUGGAGGCGGGGCAAGAAGCACAGCAUUAUUCUGAGGACGCAGCUUUCUGUGAGGGUCCACGCCUGCAUUGAAAAACUGUACAACUCCAGUGGACGAGAUUUAAGAAGGGCCCUUUUCUCCCUGAAGCAGAUAUUUCAGGAUGACAAAGAUUUGGUGCAUGAGUUUGUGGUGGCUGAAGGUCUGACAUGUUUGAUCAAGGUGGGAGCAGAGGCCGAUCAGAACUACCAGAACUACAUCCUGAGGGCACUGGGCCAGAUUAUGUUGUACGUGGAUGGGAUGAAUGGCGUCAUCAACCACAGCGAGACCAUCCAGUGGCUGUACACGCUGGUUGGAUCGAAGUUCCGCCUGGUGGUGAAGACAGCCCUGAAGCUGCUGUUGGUCUUUGUGGAGUACUCGGAGUCCAAUGCGCCUCUCCUCGUCCAGGCCGUCUCUGCUGUUGACACCAAAAGAGGUGUCAAGCCCUGGUCCAACAUCAUGGAGAUCCUGGAGGAAAAAGAUGGAGUUGACACGGAGCUGCUGGUUUAUGCAAUGACAUUAGUGAACAAGACAUUGUCAGGGUUGCCAGAUCAAGACAGCUUCUACGACGUGGUGGACUGUUUGGAGGAACUGGGCAUCGCCGCCGUGUCGCAGAGGCAUUUGAACAAGAAAGGGACUGACCUAGACUUGGUGGAGCAAUUCAACAUUUAUGAGGUGGCCCUGAGGCACGAGGAUGGUGAUGAGACAGCAGAACCACCCCCCAGUGGGCUCCGGGAGCGGAGGAGGGCCAGCAUGUGCUCUGCUGGCGGCGGGGGUGAGCAGCAGGGCCUGGACCGCAGAAGGAGUCGUAGACACUCAAUACAGAGCAUCAGGAGCCCGCUGUCGGCCCCCACGAGUCCCUGCUCCCAGGCGGCACCCACCUUCAAGCCCAGCCAAGUGCGAGAUCUCUGUGAAAAAUACAGCAACCUUGGCAACACCUCUUUCCACUCCUCAAGACCUUCAUCUGGAUCCAGUGUGCCUCCCACACCCACGUCGUCUCUCUCACCAACACAAGAUGCCAGGGUGGAACGGUCAUCACCGAGUGGUCUUCUCACGUCAUCCUUUAGGCAGCACCAAGAGUCGCUGGCGGCCGAGAGAGAACGGCGGAGACAGGAGAGAGAAGAAAGGCUGCAGAGGAUAGAACGGGAAGAAAGGAACAAAUUCAACCGAGAGUAUUUAGACAAAAGAGAAGAGCAAAGACAAGCAAGGGAAGAAAGAUACAAAUACUUGGAGCAGUUGGCAGCUGAGACACAGGAGAAGGAACUGAGAAGCCGGAGUGCAAGCCGGGGCAGAGCUGACCUCUCCUUGGAUCUGAGCUUGCCAGCUGCCCCUGCCUCACCUGCCCUGCCAAGCCCCAGCCCCUCGCCUGUGGACUCACGGGUGACACUCACCGCAUCCUCCUCCUCCCCAGCGGCGCUUCAGCAUCUCCAAGCAGUAAGUAUCGAGGAUCCCGAGCCUGAACCAGAGGCAGAGACGGGGCAGAUCACUGAUGAAGCCAGCCAAGACAUAGACUGUGCCCCUGGGGGAGCAGAGAGUGAAGGGGAGCGGGCACUGGAGCAAGAGCCCGAAGAAAGAGCCUCCCUCAGUGAAAAAGAGAGGCAGAACGAGGAGGUGAACGAGAGGGACAACUGCUCCGCCUCCAGCAUCUCCUCCUCCAGUAGCACCUUAGAGAGGGAGGAGAAAGAAGACAAGCUCUCCAGGGACAGGACAACUGGUUUGUGGUCUGCAGGUAUUCAGGAUGCGGGUGUAAAUGGACAGUGUGGUGACAUUCUCACCAGCAAACGAUUCAUGCUGGACAUGCUGUAUGCCCAUAACAGAAAGUCCACGGAUGAUGAGGAGAAGGGAGAGGAGGACCAUGGGAGGACUGUUCAGGAGGCAGAGGCAGUGGCCAGCCUCGCCACCAGAAUGUCCACGCUGCAGGCCAACUCUCAGGCUACAGAGGAGAAUGUCAAGAGAGUGGACAUAGGUUGUUUGGACAACCGGGGCAGUGUGAAAGCAUUUGCUGAGAAAUUCAACAGUGGUGACCUGGGAAGAGGUUCCACCCCUCCUGAUGCAGAGUCCACUGAUAAGGGCCCAGACUCAGCACCUGCACAGUUAAAGACUGAGUCUGACUAUAUCUGGGACCAGCUCAUGGCCAAUCCAAGGGAGCUCAGAAUUCAAGACAUGGAUUUCACCGACCUGGGGGAGGAAGAUGACAUCGAUGUCCUGGAUGUGGAUCUGGGUCACCGGGAAGCUCCAGGGCCACCUCCCCCACCCCCACCCACAUUUCUGGGUCUGCCGCCCCCACCCCCUCCACCCCUAUUGGACAGUGUGCCUCCCCCUCCAGUCCCCGGUAAUUUAUUGGCUCCUCCUCCUCCAGUGUUCAGUGCUCCUCAGGGCUUAGGGUGGGCCCAGGUACCCAGGGGUCAGCCAGCAUUCACCAAGAAAAAGAAGACCAUCCGUCUGUUUUGGAAUGAGGUCCGGCCCUUUGAGUGGCCAUGUAAGAGCAAUCGCCGCUGCAGGGAAUUCCUGUGGUCAAAACUGGAACCCAUCAAAGUGGACACUUCCAGACUAGAGCACCUGUUCGAGUCCAAGUCCAAGGAACUGUCUGUCACAAAGAAAACUGCUGCAGAUGGGAAGAGACAAGAGAUCAUUGUCCUUGAUUCCAAGAGGAGCAAUGCUAUCAACAUUGGCCUGACCGUCCUGCCCCCUCCAAGAACCAUUAAGAUAGCUAUUUUGAAUUUUGAUGAAUAUGCUUUAAACAAAGAAGGGAUUGAGAAAAUUCUAACCAUGAUUCCCACUGAAGAAGAGAAGCAGAAAAUCCAGGAAGCUCAACUGGCCAACCCUGAUGUGCCCUUGGGCAGUGCAGAGCAGUUCCUCCUUACACUUUCCUCCAUCAGCGAACUGUCAGCUCGGCUCCACUUGUGGGCAUUUAAGAUGGACUACGAAACCACAGAAAAAGAAGUGGCAGAACCUCUUUUGGACCUGAAGGAAGGAAUAGACCAGUUGGAGAAUAAUAAAACCUUGGGCUACAUCUUGUCUACUCUCCUUGCCAUUGGGAACUUUCUAAAUGGAACUAAUGCCAAAGCAUUUGAGUUAAGCUACCUCGAGAAGGUUCCAGAAGUCAAAGACACAGUGCACAAGCAAUCGCUUCUCCACCACGUGUGCACCAUGGUGGUGGAAAACUUCCCAGACAGCUCUGAUUUGUACUCAGAAAUUGGGGCCAUCACCCGGUCAGCCAAGGUUGAUUUUGAUCAACUUCAGGAUAAUUUGUGUCAGAUGGAGAGAAGAUGCAAGGCUUCAUGGGAUCACCUCAAGGCAAUUGCAAAACAUGAAAUGAAACCAGUCUUAAAACAACGGAUGUCAGAAUUCCUAAAAGACUGUGCAGAACGAAUUAUAAUUUUAAAAAUUGUUCACAGAAGGAUAAUUAACAGGUUCCACUCCUUUUUACUCUUUAUGGGACAUCCACCUUAUGCCAUCCGGGAAGUAAACAUCAACAAGUUCUGCAGGAUCCUCAGUGAAUUUGCGCUGGAGUAUCGUACCACCAGAGAGAGGGUUCUGCAGCAGAAACAGAAGCGAGCCAACCACCGAGAGAGAAAUAAGACCAGAGGGAAGAUGAUCACUGAUUCUGGCAAAUUCUCUGGCAGUUCUCCAGCAACCCCAAGCCAGCCGCAAGGUCUGAGCUACGCUGAGGAUGCUGCUGAGCACGAAACCAUGACGGCCGUAUUGAAAAGCUCAUCCCCAGCGGUGGAGGACGUCAUCCCUGGGCUGGGUGUCCGAACACGGAGCCGGGCAAACCGAGGAUCCACUAGUUCAUGGACUGUGGGAACCGAUGAGUCACCUAAUGUCACAGAUGAUGCAGCUGAUGAGAUCAUGGACCGCAUUGUCAAGUCGGCCACCCAAGUGCCCAGCCAGCGAGUGGUGCCCCGGGAGAGGAAGCGAUCCCGGGCCAACCGCAAAUCUUUGCGAAGGACCCUGAAGAGCGGCCUGACCCCGGAGGAAGCCCGAGCCCUGGGCCUGGUCGGCACCUCUGAACUACAGCUGUGAGGGCCCCUGAGAAGGAUGCUCAGCAGAGGACCCACUCUGACUGCACCUACCCCCUCCAGUGGGGUUGGAGAGACUUGUCACUGACGCCUGGUGGUUCUGAACAGAGUGCUCACUUCUAGGUUUCACAUGUGGCUUGUGUCGCUGCUACACACUGACAUGGAUCUCCAGGAAUCCCUUGCACAUACUUUCAUCAUGUCAGCCAUUUCUCUUGUUUCCUUGACACCUAGUGUAUUAGUUCCGAGUGUGACAUCUUUUCUGAGAAGGGACAGCCCUUUUGAGGAACAAAUCAUUUCUGUCACAGUUGGUAUGAUCAUGUGAGGCAAUUGGAAUAGAUUCUGACUGGGUCUCCACAGCAAACCAAAUAUCUACAUGUAAACUCCAGCGCCAUACACAAAAGCAAGCACAGGUUGUUUACCAGUUGUGGAUUUUAGAUGUACCAAAUGUUUAUACAAAUUCAUAAAUGUAUACCAUGUUUCAAAUGAUAAAUAAAGUUUACUGUCACCAA
This is a messenger RNA of Jaculus jaculus (lesser Egyptian jerboa), 4937 nucleotides long. It is a transcript of the gene Fhod3, whose product is annotated as formin homology 2 domain containing 3. Bases 35 to 4432 code for a protein of 1465 amino acids. Gene Ontology annotation, molecular function: actin filament binding. The record is from RefSeq and is a predicted model, not a curated record. Gene Ontology annotation, cellular component: cytoplasm; cytoskeleton. Gene Ontology annotation, biological process: actin filament network formation; sarcomere organization; cardiac myofibril assembly. The transcript is spliced from 25 exons. Lineage: Eukaryota; Metazoa; Chordata; Mammalia; Rodentia; Dipodidae.